CAUAAAAUAACGAAUACAUCAUAAUCUGAAUUCAACCAGAAUUCGCUAAAAAGUAUACAUUAUUCUAUACUUUCUCUUAUAUUUAAUUCAAAACUUUCUUGUUGAUCAAGCAUAAACUCUCAAGAAGCUCUUUUAAAUUGACACUAAAGAGAAAGUCAAGCUCAAAAAUGGAUCAAGAUUUGAAGCUCCAUGGAUCAUGGCCAAGUCCAUAUUCAUUAAGAGUAAUAUGGGCUCUUAAACUAAAGGGUUUAUCAUAUGAAUACAUAGAAGAAGAUCUUGCAAAUAAAAGUGAUUUGCUUCUGAAAUAUAAUCCUAUUUUCAAGAAGAUCCCGGUACUUGUUCAUGGUGGAAAACCUAUUUGUGAAUCUAUGGUUAUACUAGAGUACCUUGAACAAUUAUGGCCAAAUCGGUAUCCAUUGCUCCCAAGUGAUCCUUAUGAAAGAGCUAUGGCUAGAUUCUGGGUGAAUUAUUUUGAACAAAAGAGUGUAUCUCUUUGGAUGAUAUUUAGAGCCAAAGGGGAACAACAAGAAAGGGCAGUGAAGGACAGCUUGGAAAUGUUGAAAACCAUAGAAGAACAUGCUUUUAAAAAUCAGAAAAAUAUAUUUUUGAGUGGAGGAAAAAUUGGAAUAGUGGACAUAGCCUUUGGAUGGAUUUGUCACUGGUUGAAAAUCAUAGAAGAUGUUGGAGGUGUGAAGCUGCUUGAAGAAAAUUCGUUUCCUAAUUUGCAAGAAUGGAUGAAAAAUUUCAAAGAAGUGCCUUUGGUAAAAGAAAGUCUGCCUAAUCAGCAAAAAUUGUUUUUGCCUUUUAAACUUACAAGGGACAUGUUGAUAGCAUCUUGAGUUUGUUGAACAAAAAAGAUAAAAUAAAUAAGAUAACUGCUCAUGUUGCUGUUUUCAAGUACGUACAAAGGAGAAAGCUGCAGUAGACUGGGAGCCAGCAUAAAAUUAGACAAUUUCAUAUGAUCACAGUUUAUUUAAUUUGAGAUUGACGCGUAAUUAUUGUUGUGGUUAUUUGUGUAUGAAGAUGGUUUGUCCUUGUAAUAA
Molecule: messenger RNA, 1043 nt
Organism: Lycium barbarum (goji berry)
Lineage: Eukaryota; Viridiplantae; Streptophyta; Magnoliopsida; Solanales; Solanaceae
Product: glutathione transferase GST 23-like
Exons: 2
Coding region: 168-839 (223 amino acids)
Biological process (GO): glutathione metabolic process
Cellular component (GO): cytoplasm
Molecular function (GO): glutathione transferase activity
Source: RefSeq, a predicted model, not a curated record